Penaeus indicus is the source of this 3988-nucleotide messenger RNA. RefSeq lists its product as uncharacterized. Bases 126 to 3713 code for a protein of 1195 amino acids. Gene Ontology annotation, molecular function: 5'-flap endonuclease activity; four-way junction DNA binding. The record is from RefSeq and is a predicted model, not a curated record. The transcript is spliced from 12 exons. Lineage: Eukaryota; Metazoa; Arthropoda; Malacostraca; Decapoda; Penaeidae.
GCGGCCUGUUUGUAAACAUUCAAUUCUCUGUUCGAUUCGGUUUCCUUGGAUGAUUAUGUUAUACUUAUAAUUCUGAAGAUGUAGCUGAUGUCAUCAAGGUGAUAUAGUAGAGUAAGGUAACAACAAUGGGAGUGAAGGAUUUAUGGAGUCUUGUAUCCCCCACUGGAGAGGUUCUUCCCUUGACGGCACUUGAGGGGAAGGCAGUGGCAAUUGACCUGUCAUGUUGGGUCGUGGAUUGCCAGGCUUUGCACCUUGGUCAUGUGGCUCGUCCCCACCUCAGGAAUCUCUUCUUCCGUACAAUGGCACUGCUGAAUAAUGGAGUCCUGCCAGUAUUUGUACUUGAAGGAGACGCCCCAGUUAUGAAAUGGAAUACAAUCAACUCCAGAAACCAAAGAAACUUCCAUUCUUCGGCAAACCCUACGGGGAAGAACUUAUCUGUUAAAACAGGAAAACGAUCAAGAUUCAAAUCUGUUCUCAAAGAGUGCAGAGAACUCUUAGACAUGCUUGGGGUGCCGUGGGUGCAGGCAAGUGGGGAAGCCGAAGCCACUUGCGCAGCUUUGAACUAUCAUAAUAUGGUUGAAGGAGUUAUCUCUCAGGACAGUGAUGUCUUCCUUUAUGGAGGCCAGACGGUAUUUAGAAACUUUACAGCAAAUCAAAGUAAAGCGACAGUAGAAAAAUUUAGCAUGGACCUCUUAGAGCAGCACUUGAAGCUGACUCGUGGAGGACUCAUCUUGCUUGCUCUUCUGCUUGGCUGCGAUUACUUUCCGGCUGGCGUGCAAGGUGUGGGGAAGGACACGGCUGUUCGGCUCCUGAGAGUAUGGUACCAGAAGGGGGUGAAGGACCCAGUACGGAGAAUGCAGUCCUGGGCUGAAAGUUAUGGACAGUCUUCGCAGCACUCUAAUCUAAAUGCAAGAAAGUGGAAAAAUGGGAACGAUGACGAGUUAGAAGUCGGAGUGCGGGAUAGGAUGCUGGCAACGGACGGCUUCCCCUUCACUGACAUUGUCCAGGAAUUCCGACGCAGACUGGAUCCACCCUCGCUCAAGGUCAAAUGGGGUCGUCCUCGGUUCUCAGACCUCGUCAGAUGGUGCAUCAUCAAGCUAGAAUGGGAAGGGAAUUAUGCCGUUGAGAAGAUAUCGCCAGUUGUGACUCGAUGGAUGGUUACUUGCGGCUGGUAUGGGGGACGGAUCUCCUACCCAGACCUAGGCCUCAUGCAUUUUCCUGGCAACAUUAGAUUAACCAAGAACUGCAGCAUACAUCCAUACUUGUAUUCUCUAAUGACUGUAAUAUAUUGCUUGUGUUGCAUUCAUUUUAUUUUGAAUCAUAUUUUAUUCAGUAUUCAAUGCAAUAACUCACAGCCACUCGGCAUUGUGAAGCGGUGCGUCCGUCGAGGAGUGUCUGCUUGUCAAGUGAGAUGGAAAGUAUUGAGCCCAAACCUACCUGAGAAUUCUCCCGUUGAGCUCACCACAGACGAGCCUCUUCACCUGCUGCAGGCUUCAUUACCAGCCCUUCUUGAGGAAUUUGAGGAGGCUAAGGCUACUAAGAAAGGUAAAGGAAGCAAAAAAUCAAAAAAGAAUGAGGAGAAGAAAACAAAGGCUAAAGGCAUCAGUAAGGAGAAGAAGACACAAGUCAGUAAGAAGAAAGAGGAAGAGGAAGACAUCACACAGGAAGAGGAAGAAGAAAACACAGACGAAGACCUUUCACUCAUCAUAGAUCGCCUUGUCAGUAUUGACUUGACAGGAAGGAAUAAGAACAGUAAGUGUAAGUCAGUCCCAGUUUCAGACAACAGAGACAAGAGUUACAAAGACACUUUUUCUAAGAUGGGGACCUUGAAGGAAUUUACUUUGACUGUAGAUCAAGAAGGAAAGCAUGUAAAUAACGUGGAUGAAGAUAAGAAAUGUGCAGAUGAGAUGGAACAUGGCAAGAGAAAGCAGACACUUGUGAAAGGUAGAUGGCACCUUGAUGCUUCGACAGACAGCAGUGAUGAAAACGACAAAGAGAACCAGCCACUGAGUCUGAUGGAUCGCAUAUCGAGGAGAAUUGGCAAGAAGGAUAUCAGAACAAAAUUAAAAGCAUGCAAAGGACCAUUUGGAGCACUUCAUAGAAAAAACAGCAACACUGAAACAGAUAGUGACAGUGAGAAGGAAAGUGAGGAAAGAACAGAAAAAUGUAGAGAUACUGUUAGUGCAGAUUUUACAAAGAGUAUUGGCAGUUCUGAAGUAAAAUCUGUAUUGUGUAAUUUGACUAGUAAUUAUCAAAGUGAAAUUCCAAGUGAUAAUAUAGACUUCAAGGAUAAAAUCCCAGAGGAUAGUUUGAAUUUUGACAAGGAAGUGUUAGAGUAUAUUCAGAACUUUGAGGAUGAAAUACCUGAAAAUUGUUUUGACUUUGAUGAUAAAGGUACACAAAAUAGUUUAAACUUUGAAGAUAAACUUCCAAGUAAUAGUGGUAAAUUUAAUGAGAAAGUUCAGGAGGAUAGCUUAGACUAUGAAGCACCAAUGGAUAAUGAAGACUUUGAUGGUACAGUUCCAGAAGAUUUUAAAUUAGAUUAUUCUGAAAAUAUAACUGCCGAUUGCCUUGUGCUUGAUAAAAUUCCUGAAAAUGUGCAAGGCAUCAAGGAAAGUAAAGCCAGUGAAAUAAACCAUGAAUCACAAGUGACAAAUCAAUUAGCACAAGAAAACAAGAAGGAAAAUGAUGAGUCACAAAGGUGUUUGAUGACAAUGCCAAAAGAGGAGCCACAUUUUACACUUGUUGACUUUAGCCUCGUAUCAGAAACUUCUGCAUGUAAGAAUCAGAUUUCCAGAGAUAUGUUUGAUGAUACAGGUGAAGUUCAGGGAAUAUCUCAUUCAACACUACCAGAUCUCAAUUCUACUCCUGUCUUGGUAAAUAGUAAAGGAAUUCUACGAGGGCAAGGUGAUAGUAAGGCUCAAGAUGAGUCUGCAUCCUGUAGUUUACCAGGACGCAAGCCAUUAGAGAAUGUUUAUACCCCAAGUCCAACCACCUGGAAAACUCCUGCAGGGAAAUCUGAAGGAUCUUUUGAUUGUACAGUGUCUCCUUUGGAACCCUUGUCAGCAAAGUCUCUUCAUCGUUUGCAAGAUUCUCACAGUAAAGAACGGAGGUUUAUUCACUUGCCUCGCACUGGUUGCAACUCGACUCCCUUAGUCAACACUCCAAAGGGUAGAAGUAAAGAUGGCUCCUAUGGGCUGUGCUUCAAACUCCUUGACACUUUCAGCUGUUCAGACACUGGUGAGUCAUUCAGUCAAAGUGCAGUUGAAGAAAUUGCUGCCUACUCUGAGGUUAGCAAAGUGAUGGAAAAUUCUCCAAAUCUGCUACAAGACAGUCUCAGAGAUAUCAGUCAGACAGAGAGUUUGAUUACUGCAAAAAAAUGUAUGAAUGAUAUAUCUAUCCUUAAUGAAGAAGACCAUGACAAACCAUUUGCUCAAAGGAUGGACAAAAAUCCCUAUUAUGAUGAUAAAACAGAUGGAAUAACAUCACAUGGAGAUUCUAAAAAAGAAAAGGAAAACCAACAGUUAGAGACCACAAAAGGUUGUGAAAGUGAAAAGCAAUUAAAUAAAGGAAAAGUAAGCCAUCAAUUACAGGUUAAGAAGGAACUUGCUGAUACCACAUUUUCACCUGUAAUCACUGGCUUAUCAUUAGCAGAGAGGAUAAAAAUGAAGUGUAGAGAUAGAGCAAUCAGUAAGCUUAUUGAUGACCUGUGAUAUGUCCCUUUUAAUAGUUAUAAAUGACAAGCAUGUCAAUUUGUCUUGCUUGGACUGUGAUUUUAGAAUACAUUCAACAUAAAUGAAACUUUUUUAAUGCAUUAUAUGAAUUAUACUGUAUUUCAGUUUUAUAUAAGUCAUGUGGUUUAUUAGUUUGCUGUAAAUUGUAAUGUAAAUCUAUUUAUAAUUAUAUCCACUGUCUAUGGAUACUGGCAUGGAACGAUUUGAUUAUGAUAAUGUAGAGAUCUCAUUAGCAAUAAAGAAAUAUUUUUGAA